Messenger RNA from Stylonychia lemnae, 1056 nucleotides. The record is from the annotation of a GenBank genome assembly. Lineage: Eukaryota; Ciliophora; Spirotrichea; Sporadotrichida; Oxytrichidae.
AUGAAGGCUAAUGGUCUUAAGAUCUCAGACAUGGCAUUGGGUAUGAAUUGUACACUAAUGGUAAUAUAUAUUAUGGGGAAUAUGUACGAGGGAAAGCAGAAGGAAAAGGAACAUACAUUUGGAGUAAUGGAGAAACCUAUGAAGGUGAAUGGCUUCAUGGGAGAAAGCAUGGAUAUAUAUGUUGGCUAGUGGAGAAAUGGUGAAACAAGUGGUUACGGAGUCUAUACUGCUAAUUCAGGUCAAAAAUAUGAAGGAACUUGGAAGCAUUCUUGUAAACAUGGUAAGGGAACAGAAACCUUUCCUAAUGGAGAUGUUUAUGUGGGAAAUUAUAAAGGUGGAUAUCCUUAAGGAUAAGGUAAAAUGAUGCAUAAAGAUGGUUCGAUAUAUGAAGGCAAUUUCGAUAGAGGUGUAAAACUAGGCAAGGGGAGAUGGUACAAAACUGUUAAGAAAGAUGACUACAUUUAGAAAAAGAAAAUUAAAAUAGACUAUGUAUAUAUUGGAGAUUUCUAAAAUAACAAGAAGAAUGGCUAUGGAGUUUUCACUUGGGGAUAAAUAAGCACCUAUGAGGGUUAAUUUUCAAAUGAUCACAGGCAUGGAUUUGGGGUUUGUUAAUGGUACGAUGGCUCAAAAUAUGAGGGUGAGUGGAGACAAGGCGUGCAAUAUGGCAAAGGUAAACUAACUAUGAAAGAUGGCACUGUCAAGCAGGGUAUAUUCUAGAACAAUACUCUUAUGCAUGAAAUCAAGAGUGAAGAAGAUACCCUUAAAGACAGCCUUCAAAAAUCAAUCAAUAGAUUCCUUACUCUUAGAAGCGAUUUUUCAAUAGCAAAAACUUUGAAGAGAUCUGCUCUCUCUUCUCAGCGAAAAAAGAGAAGAGAGGACAAAUUUAACAUGAGUUCUAAUAGAGAUACGAUACUUAACAUCAAGAGUGUCUAGGAAAGUGAUUACAAAAGAAUGAAGAGUGAAUAAUCUUCGCCAUAACUAAAGGAAAGAUUUAGAAAAAAUAGAAAGUCGUAGUCAUUAUUAUCUAAUCCUGAUUCAUCAUAUCGACUCAAUUGA